Molecule: messenger RNA, 1579 nt
Organism: Seminavis robusta
Lineage: Eukaryota; Bacillariophyta; Bacillariophyceae; Naviculales; Naviculaceae
Source: the annotation of a GenBank genome assembly
AAAUUGUUUUACCGCAACUCCUCACUUUCUGUGUUGUUGGUGAGGACGGAAAUGUUUGCUGUCACUCGAAUUACCUUCUCUACGGUACCGGCCAUAGCAACGAUCGGCAGCAUGAUUCGAUUCGCAUCACAUCGCCAGUAGUCUCCAUCACAAUCGCAAAUUCUACCGUACAUCGUACCUGUAGGGUGUCAGCGGGUCUUGCUUGGGAAAGUGUCGUCGUGACCAGGCACGUCAGCGGGUCUUGGUUCGAGGAGGAGGGCGUCGUGACCAGGCACACCCGGUUGACAGAAACGAUCACAAGAGUCGCCUUUUCCCAAUUCGAUUCGACUCAUUUCUAACAACUUGCUCCAGUCUACCAGUAGAUAAAACUAAUGAAUCAAGUCCAACAAGGAGAUGCCCAAGCUUUGCGGUUGCAGCGCGUUUUCGUGGCCGCUGUGGCCAUUCCGGUUUUGUUGACGACGAUUCCCAUGUAUGGCAUCUCGUUUGCUCUUGCAGGUCCAGAGCACAUGUGGCAAUCAGCCACUCAAGUCUACUCAAGGGUUGCCACAGAGACAUACUUGUUUCGACACUUGAAGCGAAUGACGAGCAACGAUACCAGCGGUAACUCAAAAAUGACAGGGCUUUUCCGUUACUACUGGCUUCAUCCGUUCUUUGCCGGGUCGUCCAUCUUGACUUCGGGAGCUCUCUUGUACCACAUGAUGUCACAAACCCCAAACUCGGAUCAGAAGGAUUCCAUGACGACCACUCUGCUGUCAGUGACAAGCCAAACACCGUUGCUGCCGACGUUCAUCAAUGCAGUAGCCUGUUGUUCCAUGGCCUACUUUGGCGGUAAACUGGUGCCCACCAUGUACGGCAACGCUUCCAUGAGACGAUGGACUCGUGUUCAGCAGUACUUGGUGAUGAGUCUGAGCAUCCUCGGCUUGAUGUUGCGCCUGGUGGUGACGUCUUCGCUUUCGACGAGCCUCCUCGGAUUGGAGAUGCUAGUCUGCAGAAUUCAAGUUUUUGUAUGCGCCUGGAAUUUUACAUUGCUGGCUUGUGCUGGAAUCUUACAGCGGGUCUACGUCCUGAGCAUUCUUCCCUUUGUGAUGCAGUUCUACCAUGGGGGCAAUUACAAAGAACGAAUAUACAUUGAGGUCUUCUCGGAACAGGGCAAGUAUGCCACAAUGCUAAGCCUUUCGUUGGCUAUUCAUCUGUGCAACCGGACUUUGCAGGAAGUCUGAUGUCUGGAUUGAGUGACAGCGGCAAUGAAUGGUGAGAAAAGGGGAAUGACUGUUAGACCCGGUAUAGCUAGAGUGUAAUCAAUCUGUAACAUCAAUCACAAUGCUUCGUCGACCCAUGCAAGUAUAGAUAGAUUCUCCUUCCUUCUUGUCGACGCCGGACAGGAAUCAACGGCGAGGCGACAGAGAGCAACAGAAUGCUACAGUACUGGCAUGGAAGCGCUGUCGGUGCGGUUUGCGGGGCUGUUGAGCAGUUUCGAAGGCGACGCAAUUUGACCGUCAUUUGAUGAGCACCUCUACGGCUACGAAGUGAAAACGAAACGAACUGGGAUGGUUUCCAACUUUUCAACGAGCCAUUUGAA